AUGUUGUAUCUGCUCGCAGUCGCGCUUUUUGGUGCUUCGUCCAUUCAUGCGCUCACCACACGCCAGACCAUUGCUGUUCUGGAUUCGUCCCAAGUCGACUCGUACACGCCUUACACUUAUUACGCCAGCACUGGGUACUGCAGUGCUGCGCAGACGCUCGCCUGGGACUGUGGCACCAACUGUGAGGCUAAUCCUGGUUUUGUACCUGUUGCCUCUGGGGGAAACGGCGACGCUAUUCAGUAUUGGUAUGUCGGAUAUGAUCCUCUGCUCAGCACUGUGAUCGUCGCGCACCAAGGAACCGACCCUUCCGAGAUUUUGCCCCUCAUCACUGACGCCGACUUCUUCCUUGCGAACCUUGAUUCCUCGUUGUUCCCGGGGAUUUCCUCUGACAUCAAAGUCCACAACGGAUUCAGCGACGCACAGGCGUUGACUGCGACAGACGUUCUCGCGGCUGUGCAGACAACUUUGUCAAAGUAUGGAACAACGUGCAUCACUUUGGUCGGUCAUUCCCUCGGAGCGGCCAUAUCCCUUCUAGACUCUGUCUAUCUUCCGCUUCACCUCCCCUCAGGCUUGACUUUCCAGACUAUCACGUAUGGUCUUCCUCGAGUCGGUAACCAAGCCUUUGCCGACUACGUGGAUGCCAAUCUCCAUCUCAUCCAUAUCAACAACAAGGAGGAUCCAAUCCCGAUCUGUCCAGGAAUGUCCCUCGGCUUUGUCCAUCCUGCUGGAGAGAUUCAUAUUGACGAUUCUGGAGAGUGGGCUGCGUGUCCUGGACAGGACAAUCUGAGCACUCAGUGCAUUGUUGGCGACGUGCCAAAUAUCUUCGAUGGUAACGAAUCAGACCAUGAUGGCCCAUAUAACGCCGUCGAAAUGGGUUGUUAGUGGUGCAGAGCGUGCGCCUUAUCGAGGAAGGGCAACGAACGAGUAGACGGCAGGACGGCGGAGAGCGUGGU
Pisolithus orientalis is the source of this 953-nucleotide messenger RNA. Its product is annotated as Alpha/Beta hydrolase protein. The record is from RefSeq and is a predicted model, not a curated record. Gene Ontology annotation, biological process: lipid metabolic process. Bases 1 to 882 code for a protein of 293 amino acids. The transcript has 7 exons. Lineage: Eukaryota; Fungi; Basidiomycota; Agaricomycetes; Boletales; Pisolithaceae.